AAGAUGGCGGGCGGCGAUGGACAGUUUCCGCUUCCGGCGUGAGCGUCCAGGCCAAGGGGGGGUCAAGAUGGCGGCGGCACUAGGGGUCCAUGGCCAGUGCGAGCUGUCGCCUCGCUCAGGACGGUGCUGGCUUCUCAGCCUUUUGGCUUUGUUGAGCCUAGCGGCUCGAGGGGCCCUGGCCACCACGCACUGGGUCGUCACGGAGGACGGGAAGAUCCAACAGCAGGUGGAUUCACCAAUGAACUUGAAACAUCCCCAUGACUUGGUCAUAUUAAUGAGACAAGAAACAACAGUUAACUACCUCAGAGAAUUAGAGAAGCAAUUAGUCGCUCAAAAAAUUCACAUAGAGGAGAAUGAGGAUAGGGACACAGGACUGGAGCAGAGACAUAAUAAAGAAGAUCCAGACUGCAUCAAAGCCAAGGUGCCUUUAGGGGACCUGGACCUGUAUGAUGGCACAUACAUAACUUUGGAGAGCAAGGACAUCAGCCCUGAGGAUCAUAUCGACACAGAGUCUCCUGUCCCUGCAGACCCGGAGCAGCCUGACUGCACCAAGAUUCUAGAACUUCCAUAUAGCAUACAUGCAUUUCAGCACUUACGAGGAGUACAAGAGAGAGUUAAUCUUUCUGCCCCUCUGCUACCUAAAGAAGAUGCAAUCUUCACGUAUUUAUCUAAGCAGUUAGGAAGGAGUAUAGAUGACUUAGGUCACCUCAUCCAUGAAGGCCUCCAGAAGAACUCUUCCUCCUGGGUGCUGUAUAACAUGGCUUCAUUUUACUGGAGAAUAAAAAAUGAACCGUAUCAGGUAGUGGAAUGUGCCAUGAGAGCGCUGCACUUCUCUUCCAGGCACAAUAAAGACAUUGCCCUGGUCAAUUUGGCAAACGUUCUUCACAGAGCACAUUUCUCUGCUGACGCUGCUGUAGUAGUCCAUGCAGCGCUGGACGACAGUGACUUCUUCACCAGCUAUUACACACUGGGCAAUAUAUAUGCAAUGCUUGGGGAGUAUAACCACUCGGUGCUCUGUUAUGACCAUGCUUUGCAGGCCAAACCUGGGUUUGAGCAAGCUAUAAAGAGAAAGCAUGCUGUCCUGUGUCAACAAAAACUGGAGCAGAAAUUGGAGGCCCAACAUAGAUCCCUGCAGAGAACGCUGAAUGAGCUGAAGGAGUACCAGAAGCAGCAUGACCACUACCUGAGGCAGCAGGAGAUCCUCGAGAAGCACAAGCUGAUGCAGGAGGAGCAGAUCUUGAGAAAUAUCAUCCAUGAGACACAGAUGGCCAAAGAGGCGCAGUUAGGAAAUCAUCAGAUAUGCCGUCUGGUCAACCAGCAGCAUAGUUUACAUUGCCAAUGGGACCAACCUGUGCGCUACCAUCGAGGAGAUAUCUUUGAAAAUGUGGACUAUGUUCAGUUUGGUGAUGAUUCAUCAACUUCCAGUAUGAUGUCGGUGAACUUUGAUGUUCCAGCCAAUCAGAGUGAUGUCAGUGAUUCCAUCAAGUCCUCUCCUGUAGCCCAUUCUGUUCUCUGGAUCUGGGGCCAGGACUCUGAUGCAUAUAGGGACAAACAACAUAUUCUGUGGCCUAAAAGAGCAGAUUGCACAGAAAGCUAUCCCAGAGUCCCACUUGGUGGGGAAUUGCCAACAUACUUUCUGCCUCCAGAGAACAAAGGACUCAGGAUCCACGAACUCACCAGUGAUGAUUAUUCUUCAGAAGAGGAGACCCAAACCCCUGACUGCUCCAUAACUGACUUCAGAAAAAGCCACACUCUGUCCUACUUAGUCAAAGAAUUAGAGGUCCGCAUGGAUCUGAAAGCCAAAAUACCAGAUGACCAUGCACGCAAAAUUUUGCUUUCCCGUAUUAAAAACUAUACCGUUCCAGAAGAAGAAAUCGGGUCUUUCUUAUUUCAUGCAAUUAACAAGCCAAAUGCCCCUGUCUGGCUCAUUCUCAAUGAAGCUGGACUGUACUGGAGAGCAGUGGGAAACAGCACUUUUGCCAUCGCCUGUCUUCAGAGGGCCUUGAAUUUGGCUCCACUUCAGUAUCAGGACAUUCCUCUUGUCAACCUAGCUAAUCUUCUGAUUCACUAUGGCCUUCAUCUUGAUGCUACUAAGCUGCUUCUGCAAGCCCUGUCAGUCAACAGCUCCGAGCCCCUGACCUUUUUGAGCCUGGGAAAUGCUUACCUUGCUCUGAAGAAUAUCAGUGGGGCACUGGAAGCCUUUAGACAGGCUUUGAGAUUAACUACCAAAUGCCCGGAAUGUGAAAGCAGCCUGAAGCUGAUCCGCUGCAUGCAGUUUUACCCUUUUCUGUACAACCUCAGCUCUUCUGUUUGCAGUGGUCAUUGUCAUGAGAAAACCCUGGACAACAGCCAUGACAAACAGAAAUAUUUUGACAACCCACAGUCACUGGAUGCUGCUGGAGAAGAGCCCUCUGAGCAAGGAGCAGAGGAGGACCCUGUGCUUUCUGUUGAGAACUCAGGGAGGGACUCAGAUGCCCUUAGACUGGAAAGUACAGUAGUUGAGGAAAGCAAUGGUUCUGACGAGAUGGAGAAUUCAGAUGAAACAAAGAUGUCAGAAGAGAUACUGGCUUUGGUGGAUGAAUUUCAGCAGGCGUGGCCUCUGGAAGCCUUUGAGGGAGCGCUAGAAAUGAAGGGGCGGCGUCUAGACUUGCAGGGGAUACGGGUACUGAAGAAAGGUCCCCAAGAUGGAGUCGCCAAAAGCUCUUGCUAUGGAGACUGCAGAAGUGAAGAUGAUGAAGCAGCAGAAUGGAUCACAUUCCAGGUCAAACGUGUAAAGAAACCCAAAGGAGACCAGAAAAAGCCUGGGAAAAAGGCAGAAUCAAAUCAAGCAGAAAAUGGACAGCAUUACCAAGCAAACCUGGAGAUCACUGGUCCCAAGGUGGCAUCUCCCGGGCCUCAAGGAAAAAACCGUGACUAUCAGAGUCUGGGGUGGCCCAGUCCAGAUGAAUGCCUCAAACUUCGCUGGGUAGAGCUAACUGCCAUCGUCAGCACCUGGCUAGCAGUUUCUUCAAAAAACAUUGACAUCACAGAGCACAUAGACUUUGCCACUCCCAUACAGCAGCCAGCAAUGGAACCACUGUGCAAUGGCAAUCUCCCCACAAGCAUGCACACCCUGGACCACUUACACGGAGUGUCCAACCGAGCCAGCCUGCACUACACGGGUGAGAGCCAGUUAACAGAGGUAUUACAGAAUCUUGGCAAAGACCAGUAUCCACAACAGUCACUUGAGCAGAUUGGCACCCGAAUUGCCAAAGUUUUGGAGAAGAACCAGACGUCCUGGGUCCUCUCCAGCAUGGCAGCCCUCUACUGGAGAGUGAAAGGCCAAGGGAAGAAGGCCAUUGACUGCCUGCGCCAGGCCCUCCACUAUGCUCCACACCAGAUGAAGGACGUGCCCCUCAUCAGCCUGGCCAACAUUCUGCACAAUGCCAAGCUCUGGAAUGAUGCCGUCAUCGUCGCCACCAUGGCUGUGGAGAUUGCACCACAUUUUGCUGUAAACCACUUCACACUGGGCAACGUCUACAUGGCGAUGGAAGAGUUUGAAAAGGCCCUGGUAUGGUAUGAAUCAACACUGAAACUGCAGCCAGAGUUUGUCCCAGCCAAGAACAGGAUCCAGACCAUCCAGUGCCACCUGAUGCUAAAGAAAGGCCGGCGCUCUCCCUAGUGCUCCUAACCUUCACCUCUGCUUGCCAGCCAGUCAGAACAGGACCCAGUCAUUGUUGGGAUCCUCUCGGAUGAUGUAUGUGGAAAUUACUGAGUAAGAUGGAGCAGGACGUUGCCGUUUGUGGGAAUUGGUUUGGCUUGGUUUUUAAGGCUCUCCUUUCCCCCAGCCACCCUCAGAAAAGGCAUCUUCAGAAACACAAGUUUCUUAAAAGGAAAUGCGGCUUAAAGAUACCGUGUAAAUACUGAGCCAGGACAUCUGCAGAGCUCUGCUCUGGCUUCCAAACCUCCACGCCUUUAAGGCUCCUCUGUGGUCCAGCCAGCCUCUUCCCUGGGGAGGCCAGAACUGCACUGUCCAUUCUCUGCUUCCUGUGUAGCCUCUCUUGUCCCUGGAAUAGCAAAGUCACCUGGGGCCAGUCAGUGAGAAGCGGGGCUCUCCACUCUGCACUAGCUCAGCUCAUGGCCCCGAUCCCAUCCAUUCCACGCUGCUGUGUUACAAACUCUCAGAGGUAGUUUGCAGGGGAGGAAGGGGAAAUGAUUUUACAAACAAAAUAUUUACAACAGCAGAAACUUAGGUUCACCUGCCCUUUGUAAGUUAUUUAUGUUGGGGAGGGAGGGGGGCUGCAAAGGGGUCAGCCAUGUGCAACAUCGUAUCAUUUGUACUUUAAUUACAGAUCAGGAGGAAACCAAUAGGUUGAAAUCCUAUAUAACAGGUUUAUAUAUAGAGAAUAUGUAUAUUUGAAGCCCUCCACAGACUGAGUCUGUGUGUUACUAAUUCUUUGUUCACUGUGUUCCCCAUCUUGGAAUAGGCGUGACUGUCAGCUCCCUCUCUGAAGCCGACACACCAGCUCCUCGGAGGAGAGCCAGGAGGGUUGGGUGUCCCAUACAAUGCCUUUACCUUUGGUCCCAGGAGAAUCAGAAACUCCAAAGUUUUGGAAUCUUUAAGGGCGCAUACUGAGAACAAAAAUAAAACUUGUCUAUGAACAAAAU
This is a messenger RNA of Nannospalax galili (Upper Galilee mountains blind mole rat), 4647 nucleotides long. RefSeq names its product tetratricopeptide repeat domain 17 (gene Ttc17). The transcript has 25 exons. NCBI's taxonomy places the organism in Eukaryota, Metazoa, Chordata, Mammalia, Rodentia, Spalacidae. Gene Ontology annotation, molecular function: protein binding. Gene Ontology annotation, cellular component: cytoplasm; actin cytoskeleton. Gene Ontology annotation, biological process: cilium organization; actin filament polymerization. The coding region runs from base 17 to 3661 and encodes 1214 amino acids. The record is from RefSeq and is a predicted model, not a curated record.